Molecule: messenger RNA, 1910 nt
Organism: Esox lucius (northern pike)
Lineage: Eukaryota; Metazoa; Chordata; Actinopteri; Esociformes; Esocidae
Product: coiled-coil domain-containing protein 8 homolog
Exons: 4
Coding region: 285-1787 (500 amino acids)
Source: RefSeq, a predicted model, not a curated record
UCACACCAAACUUGAUUCAUUCAAUUAAAUUGAUUUCAGUCCUCACAUAUUGUGAUAGUUGUAGGUGUGCUCUCGUUUGUUUGGAUACAUGCAACCACACUAUCCCUCUGCAGAUUAGACAUCUGCUUCAUAUUAUGUAUACUGUAUGUGCAUGUUUUUUUCAAUUAAAACUGCUACAUACAGAUGUGCACUGUGAUUCUCUCUGCAGCUCAUGACUGUGUGACAGCAGAGGAAGACUGACUUGUUUAAAAGCUGUGACACUUCUAUCAAGUGAAUUCCUGACCAUGACUUUGCGCAUUAACAGCCGUGAUUGUAUUUUACAACGUUCAUUGUAUUUUAAAGCUACUUAUGUGGAGGCCAGGGUAAAGCUACAUCAAGCUGAGUAUACAUCAGACCUGACAGACACCGAAGAUGGCUUGAUAAAGAGAAAGGCAAGGUCAAAACUCUUCCAGAGUCAGAGCAAGCAACUAGAAUCAAGUGAGCAUUCUGAUUCAGAGGACCAACUUCCUCCCACUCCCCCAGAAAAACUCCUUUGGCCUGCAGCAAAUAAAAUGACUAUCCGGAUCACCAUCCCCACUGCCCAGCAAGUCGCUAGUUCCACUGUCCAACAGAUCGCCAGUUCCACUGCCCAGCGAGUCGCCAGAUCCACUGUCCAGCAGAUCGCCAGCCCCACUGCCCUGCGAGUCGCCAGUUCCACUGUCCAGCAGAUCGCCAGCCCCACUGCCCAGCGAGUCGCCAGUUCCGCUGUCCAGCAGAUCGCCAGCCCCACUGCCCAGCGAGUCGCCAGUUCCGCUGUCCAGCAGAUCGCCAGCCCCACUGCCCAGCGAGUCGCCAGUUCCACUGCCCAGCGAGUCGCCAGUUCCACUGUCCAGCAGGUCGCCAGUUCCACUGUCCAGCAGAUCGCCAGCCCCAGUGCCCAGCGAGUCGCCAGUUCCGCUGUCCAGCAGAUCGCCAGUUCCACUGCCCAGCGAGUCGACAGUUCCACUGCCCAGCGAGUCGCCAGUUCCGCUAUCCAGCAGAUCGCCAGCCCCACUGCCCAGCGAGUCGCCAGUUCCGCUGUCCAGCAGAUCGCCAGUAACACUGCCCAGCGAGUCGCCAGUUCCGCUAUCCAGCAGAUCGCCAGCCCCACUGCCCAGCGAGUCGCCAGUUCCGCUGUCCAGCAGAUCGCCAGUAACACUGCCCAGCGAGUUGCCAGUUCCGCUGUCCAGCAGAUCGCCAGCCCCACUGCCCAGCGAGUCGCCAGUUCCGCUGUCCAGCAGAUCGCCAGCCCCACUGCCCAGAGGUUUGCAAGCCCCAGUUGUGAAGCCAUGUUCUCUAAACUUCUUACAAUUGUAGAAGAAAUUAAGGAGACCCAGAAGGUUCAUGGUAAGAUGCUAAAUGUCCAAGAUACAUCAGUGAUGGAGGUUCCUGAUGGUGUGGUCUUCCCGCUGCAAACUCGAGCAGAUGUUGAGGCGCUUGAGGAGCAACUGGGGAACCACAGUCUAAUGUCUGCUGUUGUUGCCAUGGUGGCAGAUAUAGGGGGCACAAAUGUAGAUGAUGCAACUAGGCGAAUGAUGAAAUACAUUCUGUCAAACGAGCUGGCAUUGGACUAUAACAUGUUUGGCCGUCACGGGAAAAAGAAGUUUAAGGACUUGUGUCUUUUCAAUGUUGUGUAUGAGGCUCUUAAGAAGAAUUCAUUGACGGCACAGGUGAACCAGCAGGAGGCAGAGAGGGCACUUUCGAAAUGGUUCACUGGGGCAAGAGACAGAGGAGGACGAAGGGCAUCCAGACAGCCAGUGCCAAAUUAAACAGUACUGAGCAGUGGUAGAAUGUGAGUGAGUGCUGAAAAUGUUUAUUCAGGUACAAGUACAGUUAAACUGUUAAAAUAUUACUCGGUUACAAGACAAAAUGUUGACACACUGUUACAUUGG